Cladocopium goreaui is the source of this 3531-nucleotide messenger RNA. The record is from the annotation of a GenBank genome assembly. NCBI's taxonomy places the organism in Eukaryota, Dinophyceae, Suessiales, Symbiodiniaceae.
GUAUGAGCCAGAAUCCCUUUGAAGCUGGACAAACUGAGCGAACUCCUGAAGAACAAAAAGCUUUUCUCAGGGCGAUUGCAGCCCUUCCGGAGGUCUUCUUCACUGCAGAUGCCGUCUUGCAUGUGGAAGGGGAUUGGCCAGAAUUAGAUGUUGAGAAAACGACUCACCGCGUCCAUUGGAGUGAGAUUGCAAGACUGAAUUUCAAGCAGAAUGGCUCCCGCGUCAUCGCGCAUGAACAAGUUCCGGCCAAGGAUGGCACCACCUCGGAGCUGCCGGUCUUUACACUUCGUAGCGAUCCCUCGGGGAUAUCGAGGAUCACCAGCGUCUCCAAGCUACAUGCCGUUCGACGCAGACACUCUAUGUGCCUGAACCUCCGAAGAAUUUUCUGCCGAGCUGGACCAUGUGGCAAGGAGCCCGUUGACCCUGUGUUUGUCGUUCAGCCGUCGCCAAUGGGCAGACGGAACGCAGUGCCAGCCAGCGAAAGAGGUUGGAUCUACUUUGAGCGCUUGGUUUCUACCAUUCGUGUCGCGCUCACCGACGAGCAAUAUGCUGCUCGAACAGUUUAUGCCAACAUCCCAGAGCUGAAAGAGUCCAUAUUGAGCCGAGCCAAGCAUUUGCGACAAUCCGCCUCAACAAGCAACAAAGACCUACAAGAGACGAUGGAGGAAUACAUCGCCGAAAUUCGCCAGAAGACUUUCACUGCAACUUCCAUCGACAAGAAGGCGGCAUCGUCAAAGACAAAGGUCACCGAUGUUGAUCUGGUCUUUUCUUUGCUGACAAAUCUGCGGGAACGAGUUUCUCUAGCCCUGGCCAUGACGGUCAGAAAUUUGUCACUGGAAGAUUGCACUUCUUUGCUAAACCUGAAAGCGGAUCUCACCAUUCAAGAUGGUCGAGGCUACAGCCCGCUACACAAUGCCACAAGGUGGCGGAACCUGGAUGUGGUCCAGUUCUUGCUGGCCAAUGGAGCUACCGCAGGACAACGUGACAAGCAAGGGAAUACUGCAGCUCAUGUCAUUCCGCUCUAUGCUGACGAGCUCACUCUGAAUCUAUUAAUCCAGCUGGCUCCAGACGCAAGAUAUUUGAAGAAAGCGAAUCGAGCGGGGUUGCGAGUCUUUGACCGGAUGGAAGUCUGGGCAAUGACAGCUGUGAAGGGCGGACCAUAUAAACCCGUCCUCGACUGGCUGGACGAGCAAACGCGAGAGCAUCCAGAUUUGGUGGAAAGCCAAGACUCAAACCAACGUAAGAGAAAAGCCGGACGAUUCCAAGUGAAGUCCUCCACCGUCACUAUAGACUUGGGCCCAGAGACGCGAGAGGUGAAACACAUCGAACCACGCUUUCAAGCGGUUGGUCGAAUUCUCUACCUGGGUUUCCCUCGCUUUAUCCCAUGGUCCCUACAAGAACCAGCCGUGGAGUCCUGGGCAGCAGCAGAAGGCUUUGAGAUUUGGGCCGUGAACGAAGACUCAGUGAAGCCAGGACUGUUGAAGGAGGGACCAGAAGCCUUCAUGAAAGACCUCAGCAACUUGGUACAGGCCUUGUUGCCGGAGCUGGGCCCAAAAUUUGUCCUGGUGGACAGUUCCUUUGGCCCCGGCACAUUCUUGGCAUGGGAACUGCGGCCUUUCCUGGCAGGAUUACUGAUCAUAAAUGUUCAUUUGUUCAAUGCGCCUGAUUUUGAGCAGACUGAUUUGGCGCAGAAGAUUCGCAAGCGCAUGGCUUACCUCGGAGAAACGUAUGGCAAGCAGGACUAUGAAGCAAUUCUCACGCUGUUGCCAGAUUUUAUGUAUCCUACGGGUGGGCCGUCGGGGCUGGAGGAAACUAAAGCGACGUACAAGGAGGCUUUGGAAGCGGCAUCGCCCAAUUUCUGGGAAAUGGCUAUGCUCCAGCCAUCAUACAAUUUCGAACAUAUCACCAGCAUGUUUACAUCAUUGCAGGUGUGGCCGAUUGAAUCUCCUCCUGUUGUGCUAGCUGCGAGUGACCAAGCUCCCUUGGUGGUGGUGGGCGAAGCCAUGCAAAGGCUGCAACAGAUCAUGCCUGGAUCCAAGCUGGAGUUCAUCCCAAACUCCAAGUGGUCCUGGCACUUAGAAGGAGGGGACGUGAUUGAUGAGGUUUCGGCCAUGCUCACAUCUGUGCUUCCAUCCAAGGUGGAUUCAAAGGCAACUACCAUUUAUGUCACGGUGAAUGGGGAGAAGCGCCCGGUUGUAAUGAUUGAGCCUGCCACACCUGCAAUUGCAAACAUUCUGUACAUCGGGUGUCCUCGUUUCAUUCCAUUCUCGUUGCAGAAGGGCAUUUUGGAGGAAUGGGCGCAGACUGAAUUUGUCAAAAUUUGGGCCGUGAACGAAGACUCAGUGAAGCCAGGACUGUUGAAGGAGGGACCAGAAGCCUUCAUGAAAGACCUCAGCAACUUGGUACAGGCCUUGUUGCCGGAGCUGGGCCCAAAAUUUGUCCUGGUGGACAGUUCCUUUGGCCCCGGCACAUUCUUGGCAUGGGAACUGCGGCCUUUCCUGGCAGGAUUACUGAUCAUAAAUGUUCAUUUGUUCAAUGCGCCUGAUUUUGAGCAGACUGAUUUGGCGCAGAAGAUUCGCAAGCGCAUGGCUUACCUUGGAGAAACGUAUGGCAAGCAGGACUACGAAGCAAUUCUCACGCUGUUGCCAGAUUUUAUGUAUCCUACGGGUGGGCCGUCGGGGCUGGAGGAAACUAAAGCGAUGUACAAGGAGGCUUUGGAAGCGGCAUCGCCCAAUUUCUGGGAAAUGGCUAUGCUCCAGCCAUCAUACAAUUUCGAACAUAUCACCAGCAUGUUUACAUCAUUGCAUGUGUGGCCGAUUGAAUCUCCUCCUGUUGUGCUAGCUGCGAGUGACCAAGCUCCCUUGGUGGUGGUGGGAGAAGCCAUGCAAAGGCUGCAACAGAUCAUGCCUGGAUCCAAGCUGGAGUUCAUCCCAAACUCCAAGUGGUCCUGGCACUUAGAAGGCCCCGAUGUUAUUGGAAGCGUGUCUGGAAUGCUCUCAUCCCUUCUUCCUCUUGACAACAAGUCAGACCUGCGUAUGUGCACAGAAAUUCAGGUAGAGGAUUUGCCAUUGCUGGCACUUGGCGCAUUUGGUGGCGUUCAGUGCUUAGUUUUGAAGUAUGCCAGCAGCACAGCUCCUGAACCUGCCUAUUUUAUAUGGCACUCCCAGUGAUAUCCAUGGAGAACUGUGGUCCGAACUGUGAACGCCCGUGCUGCCAGCCUUGUCAAACAUGCAAAGCAUGGGAGGUGUGUCCUGUUCAGUAAGCUCCCAGUGGGUUGCUGCGGGUCCACCCGUCCAACAUUGUUCAACUUUUGAAAAGUGACACCUUGGCCUCAAGAUGCCAAGAUAUGCCAAGAUGUGCCAAGGGUUGUGCCACUGUCUCUGUUUAAAACAGGGCACAGUGGGUAGACCAUGGUAGACCCGCGCCGAUGUUUCACCAAACUCGGUUCAAAGUUGAGGCAGGAGCCUGCAGGAAUGAUGUGAUAUGUCACAUCAUAUCCAGUCCAUUGGCUUCAACAGGCCUUCUUUCUGG